UAUGCUAUAAAAAUCAUAUACCUUAAUAUAAAAUAAUACCCUAUUGACUGAGCUCAUAGCCAAUUGAUAAGCUCACACAUGUUUCUACAACGAAUCGAUAAGAAAAUUGAGUGGCACUGAUAAGACUCUAGGUCAAACACGAAUUCUAUAAAGAAAACUAAGAGGCGUCAGUUGUGUCGCGUCUCUCUGGCUGAAAACUCAUACGUUUGCUAAUUAAAAGCUCUCUCAACCCACAAAUAUAUUAUACGUCCAUUUACCCCAUAAACAAUAUAUAAAUUCGGGCGCAUUUUGUGCUCGUUUAGUGCUUAUGAAAUUGUAAAUAAAUACUAUCUGUGUUUGAGACUGCAACAGGUUCCAUUGAGUAAAUCAAACCUAGAGAUUAUAGGGGCUUACUUUAAGUUUAAUAUAUUCGUAUACCUUAAACUAUGCGGUUGAAUAUCAAUUGUGAGUAAAAGGAGUUACGAAUACUUGUUUCGGAUAUAGAUUAAGUUACGCAGGUCAGGAUGGUUCAGAUACUGAUACAUCGUCCCAACUGCAGUCCUCUAGUGGUGUUCAUGCUACUACUAAUCGACCACCGACUAAUUGUGGACUCAAGUGUUCCAGUACUGCAAAAUCCCUCAGAUGAAUACACAAAAUAUGUGCCGAUCGAGGAAAUGAAAUUGCCAGAGGAUCAAGAACUGGUGGUUCGACUGCCCUCAAACUCACUGCUCAAAUACACAUCCUACAAGGAUGUGUCCAUCUUACAUUUUGAUGUUCCACCCGAUUCUCGUACAGCUUUUACAUUCAAAGCGUUUGAGGAUCCCAAAAGUGCCUUUCAAAGGAAAUGUAAGCCCAAAGAUGUCACGCUGCAUCUGAAGGCGAGCAGUUACCCAGUUAUAAGUCCAGAAAAUAUAACUUUUCCAAAGAACUUCUUUACCACGGAACAGAGAUUCAAGAUCUAUGAUCUGCAGUUUUUAUCUGACGAGCAACAGCAGCGAAUUACUAUAGAUGGUCCUCAUAUAGGCAACUGGUUUGCGGUGGCAUGUAGCUGGUCAGAUCCCAAUAAUGACCGCAUUGAACAACAAGGACUCUCAGCCUCAUGUGACACACUGUUGUCCGCCGAGAUGUCCGUGUCCCGAUUCCGUCCGAUUAUCAUAAACAAUGGUCAGGAGCAUCAGGACAAUCUGACUAGUAUUGUUUUGCCCGAGCUUAUUGAAGCCAAUGGAACCAAUAUCAGGGAAGGACUCAACACAUCCAGAGCCCUGCGCUCCGUUCCGCCCAAGCAGCAGAAACAGAAGCCAGCAUCUGUAGUCAAAUCCCAACCCUUGGAUGAGGGGGAAUCCAGCCGAGCUGCUCAAUUUCAAAACAUUACGGAAAACCACAACAGCACACCGACCGCAAACAAUGAAAUCAUUUACAGAUUCUAUGUGCCAGACGAUAUAGGCGAUGCUACGGCCCGGAUAAUAUUCGACCAAGUGUGCGACGACUGUCCGGCGGUGGGCUUCCAUGUGCGGGCCAAUGGAUACCCGCUGGGCGGUACGGAUCAGAGUCACGGUCACGGCACCAUCAUCCGGCCAAACCAGACCGCGGAAAUCACAAUUCCGUUCGGCGUGCAGCCAAAUGCAUGGCACUAUGCCCUGUUGACCUUUGCCAACGGGGCGGAUGAAUCGGAAAUGGGCACUGAUACAAAUCACAGUCUAUCAUAUGCCCUGCAAAUUGAUUAUAUAACGGAAGAGCCGGCUAGCCUGUUGCAAAAACAGAAGAGUGUGAUGAACACUACCAACAGUUCCACUCCGAAUCCCUGGGAACCAACCAAGUUCCGUCAAAUGAACUUUUUCCUGCUGCGGCAAACGUACCGCGAAUUCUUUAUGUUCGACUACGAUCUCCGUCCGGAUGUUAAUGGCACGGUGCCCGAAACACUUAAUCUUACGGCACAAACCCAUUCAGGAUUCUCUUUUGACCUGGGCGAGGUUUCGGAUAUCGGAGGGACCCUGACCUUCGCCAUUUCCAUGAAGGAGGCUCACAGGGCCAGCUUGAGGAUGAGUCUGCCUACACAGUCUCCGGAUCUGGGUGGCAUCCUGGCCGAGAGGCUGAUCGGUGAUCCCAAGGAGGAGGUAGUGCCCGUCACCACAUCCAGCAACCAGAGCAUGCAGAUUGUCGUCUGCAUGCAGCUGGGUGAGCCGGGCAAGCCGGAAUAUCCGGACAAGUGCCGGUAUGGGCAACGACAGAAGCAGGCCUCCAUAGUUGUAAACCACACGGGCAUGGGCCUGGUCCACGUUCCCUUCCCAGAGAGCGGGCGGUGGUGAGUAUGUACCAUGGGUUUGUUCUGUCAUGGCUCCGGAACCGCUCUGUCCAUCAUGGAGAGCGUGAAGGAGUUCAUCAGGAAGCACCAGGACAUGUUGACGGAUAUGCGACCCCCAUGUGAUUGUGCAGAGUCCGUACCCCGCUAUGCCGCCUGCUUGAAAUCUCCGGAUUGCCUGGAGGCAAUGAACGAAACCGAGACACUCAAGGUGAAGGAGUGCAUUAUGGACGACAAGUGCAGCAGCAAUUUCAGGCAGAUGACGCCUUUCGUGGAGCACCACAAGGCGGCCAUGGAGCAACAUGUGGCGGUGGAGAACUGCAACACCUCGGUGGUUUUCUCGGUCUCCAGUCCCUGUGUGGCUGGUAGAUGUGGCCGCUUUGGGAGGUGCUAUCACUACAUGUCCGGCGGAUUCGUCUUCUCUACAUGCGUCUGCUCGAAGGGCUAUCGCGGAUGGGAUUGCACCGAGGAUUCACAGGUUCCCACCAACAUGUCCAUCCUGUUGGCCACACUGCUCCUCACACUGAGCAACCUCCUCUUUUUCCCGAGCAUCUACAUGGCGGUCAAGAGGCGGUAUUACACCGAGGGCGUCAUCUACUUUGCCAUGUUCUUCUCGAUCUUCUACCACGCUUGCGACGCUGGCGAGGAUGAGUACAGCUUCUGCCUGGUGAAGAUCGGGGUGCUGCAGUUCUGCGACUUCUACUGCGGUUUGCUGAGCAUCUGGGUCACCCUGGUGGCCAGCCAUAUCCGGUCGGAGUUCGUUUCGCUGCUGCACAUGUUCGGAGCCAUCCUGCUGGCUUUUGGAACAGAGCUGAACAAGCAGAGCUUGUGGGUAUUUUUGGCCCCAGCUCUAACGGGGAUCUGCCUGAUCACCAGCUGGGGGCUACGAUGUACCAAGUCCCGCAAGUUGUUCCCCUCACGGAGGUACCUGUCCGUGUGGCUGCCCUUUGGACUGACCCUCGUGGUCGCCGGUCUGGUGUGCUAUGCCUUCCUGCAGACCAAGCAAAACUACCACAUCGUCCACUCCAUCUGGCACAUGGUCAUGGCCUUGAGCAUCCUGUGCCUGCUGCCCUCCAGAAAGUCCUUCCUGCCGAAGUGCUAGCACGCGGGGUACAGUUCCCACGCCAGGGAGCUCCUGCUGGCUCAGGAUCAGGAGUUCCACAUGUGAGACGGGUGACCUCGUGGCUGGAAACUGGUGACUCGAUAGCUUUCCCUCGCUGCCCAGGGGAACAAUAACGUUACAGGACCUAAUCUAGUAUGGUAGAAUAAACCCUAUUUUAGUUGUACAUAAUAAUACUCAUAGAAGUAGUUGCUAAACUAAAAGGAUCUUGGAAUUGAUCAACUGAGCACUGAAUGUUCACUAAAUGGAUGCACGGAUAAAUAGAUGGAUACAGUUACUUAA
This is a messenger RNA of Drosophila suzukii, 3680 nucleotides long. The record is from RefSeq and is a predicted model, not a curated record. Lineage: Eukaryota; Metazoa; Arthropoda; Insecta; Diptera; Drosophilidae.